AUGUCCUCUGGUCUUCAUGUGGUGGAGGUGGAGGUCCAGAGGGCUGGGGUCUGUGGUGGACAGAUGGAGGUCCAGAAGGAUGGGGUCUGUGGUGGACAGGUGGAGGUGAAGGCGGAGCUGUCCGAUGGAAGUGUCCUCCUGCUGAAGAGGACGGAUGAAGAUUUAGCCUGGAUGAUGAAGAAGCUGGUGGACAGUUUCCCUGACGACAGAGAGACUCUGUCCUCCAGACUGCUGAACGCUUUGUUGAAAGUUCGAGCUGCAGAACAAAGUUCAGAUCCUCAAGUGAAGGUUCAGGAAGUAAAUAGACUUUUGAACAUCAUCAUCAACCUGCCCUGCAAGGUACUACACAGUACCACACAUCGACAGACCUUCAGAAAACAGGGCCAGAACCUCAGGACUGAAGACCAGAUCCAGAGGACUGGAGACCAGACCCUCAGGACUGAGGAACAGAUCCAGAGGACUGAAGACCAGACCCUCAAGACUGAAGACCAGAUCCAGAGGACUGAGAACCAGACCCUCAGGACUGAAGACCAGAUCCAGAGGACUGAAGACCAGACCCUCAGGACUGAAGACCAGAUCCAGAGGACUGAGAACCAGACCCUCAGGACUGAAGACCAGAUCCAGAGGACUGAGAACCAGACCCUCAAGACUGAAGACCAGACCCUCAGGACUGAAGACCAGAUCCAGAAGACUGAAGACCAGACCCUCACGACUGAAGACCAGAUUGAGAAGACUGAAAACCAGACCUUCAUAAACAAGGACCAGACCAAAGGUGCUGAUCAGACCUUCAGACCUGAGGAGGACCUGGAGUCCAGGGUGUCCCGAAGUCUGGGACAUUCAGAGGUCCUGAGAUCCAACGGUUUCUGUUUGGCAAACACUGAGACCAUCCUGUUUGACCUGACUCCGCCCACACAGGAAAUCAGCCAAUCAGAUGAUGCCACAGGAAGACGACCCAGUGUCCAGCCUCCUGCCUGUCUUCAGCUCUGUCAUCCGUCUGUCUCUCCUCAUCUUCUUCGUGGUUUCACAGGGAUGAUGGGGAGGCUGGUGAAGAGGCGGAGCUUCAAGCACAGGAUGAACCCGCCUCAUUCCUGUAUUCCGUCGACCUGAUCUCCUACCUGCAGCUGUCCUGUACUCUGCUGGACUCUCCGGAGACGGAUAUCCUAGACUGAGGACAGACCAGGACGGGAAGGACAAACUAGGCAAAGCAAUGAAGAAGACAAACCAAACAGUGAACAGAAAAACACCUGUGGACUCAUGAAUGGACUAUGAAUGGACUCAUGAAUGGACUAUGAAUGGACUCAUGAAUGGACUAUGAAUGGACACAUGAAUGGACAGAAUUCAGACACAAAUGAGAAAAAUAUAGUUUUAAAAACCUAAAAAAAAUGGUGUCUUGGCCUCAGUUUCUUUAAGGACAGAAGUGAAUGUAGCUCAUGUUCUCCAUCAUCUGUGUUUGUGAGAAACUGAAGAAAAACAUGUAUUUAAUAACAACAAACAAACACAAACAAUAAAUGUCAUGAAUUGAAUUAAAUCUACAUUUUAUUGAAUGUGUGACAAAGUGUUUUCACUGGUGG
Molecule: messenger RNA, 1571 nt
Organism: Sphaeramia orbicularis (orbiculate cardinalfish)
Lineage: Eukaryota; Metazoa; Chordata; Actinopteri; Kurtiformes; Apogonidae
Product: aspartic and glutamic acid-rich protein-like
Exons: 5
Coding region: 1-1107 (368 amino acids)
Molecular function (GO): phosphatidylinositol binding
Source: RefSeq, a predicted model, not a curated record